AUGCCACACAUGUUUUUAAUAUUUGCACUCUUGCUGUUAUCAUAUCAGAAAGGUUGCCUAAACGAUGAGGGAACAUACCAAAUAGGCGUAAAGAUAUAUGCUGAUAGAAAUUCUCGCCAUGUGAUUACAAACUACAUCCACCACAUUCUCCCACAUGCCUUUACUGAGCACAUUGAGCCAUCCCAUACAGAGUUUGAAUCUGCACACAUAAAGCACUAUUUCGGGGCAAUAUUCAACGCUGUGAAUAAGACAUUGAAGGGUACGAACGUGCAGUUCAAGGCCGAUUAUUCCGAGCUUUUCAAACAUGAGUAUUCCGAACUACACGAAAAAUACUGUGGAUAUUUUUCAAACAUAACGGCAAUAACUGAAAAUUUCUUGAACGACUUUAAGGACCCUCACUCGCUAGGAGACAACAAAAUACUGCUAGUGGACUGUAGACACAACAAUGCAUUUCUGCCCACAAGUAGCCAUAUGGCAAGUAAGAAUCGAUGUGGAAAGAUUCACGGUAUACUCCUUACUGAUCCUGAAAUAAUGAAGCACAAAAUAGCCGAAGGACUGUACAGAAUAUUCUCAACAAAGAGCAUAUCCCAGAUUCAGGGCAUUAAUGGUGCCAUAUUGGCUGAUAUUUGCCAAUAUGUGCAGUUCUGUAAUGCAAACUACGAUAAAACAGGCAUUUUCACUAAGGAUCUGGGAAUGCUGACUCAUAAGACUCUUUCUGACGGGGGAAUAAAGGGAUAUGGAUAUAAUAUAGCAGGAAGAUUUGUUAAAAACUUUGGACACGAUUUUACACGAAACAUUGAAUAUGAGGACAGCCAGUACAACCAUCAUGACCACGGAUUCUUCCACGGAGAUGACGGUUACUAUCACAGAAGACACGAUGUUCAUGAUGAUGAUAGUUGCCACAGAAUUGACGAUCAUCACUACAACCACCAUAACCACCGCGACGAGCAUGAGCCGCAUUUAAAUGAACCUAAUCACUAUAGCCAUGGUGAGCAGCAUAGUGUUCAUACAGAUGAGCCACACUAUGGAGAAAACCAUGAACAGCCGGCCAAUGACAGAGACACAAGACGUAGUAAUGGUAUUGUUGUUAAUCACAAAGAACUUCAUUAA
Vittaforma corneae ATCC 50505 is the source of this 1110-nucleotide messenger RNA. RefSeq lists its product as uncharacterized. The record is from RefSeq and is a predicted model, not a curated record. Bases 1 to 1110 code for a protein of 369 amino acids. NCBI's taxonomy places the organism in Eukaryota, Fungi, Microsporidia, Nosematidae. The transcript has a single exon.